CUGGAAGCAUUCCUUUGCAUGCUCUACAGUUUGCAGCGUAAGACAUACGAUUAAAAUGUAAGUAGCAUAACCUACAUUGUAACUGACGGAGCGACGUCGUCAUAAUCAAAGAAACCAAAUCGUGCGUUUAUUCUUUUUUCUUCUUGACUGUCUCCUGAUUCCGAAAACAAUGUUUCUUUCUCGUUCCUAUCCAAUGAAAAGGUCGAUGUGACCAAGAGGGUGGGAUUUCGACGACGGGACUACAGUGUUUUCAAUUUUCUUGCAGAGGAAUGCUAAGUCAGACAGUCAACGAACAGCUAGAUGAUAAUUCACAAUAGCUGCGCUUAGUGCUGUAAUGGAACCGUAAUUGCACUAAAAUUCCCGAAGCUGAGUUCUUGAUCACUUCUUCCGCCCCGUCAAGAUAUGCGGGUAUCAUCUCGUGGACAAAAUAAAGCUAAAAGUGUUUCCUGAGUGGCGGGCUGGCCGUGGGGGUCAGGGCUGGGCCUGGGGGCGGUGCAUGUGGUGGGAGGACGAUGGGGGAGGUACCCAGCCCCCCUGGUUUGAGUGCCCAGUGUGGUGUAUGCUCUGCCGGGGUGGCAGGGCCCGGCUGAGACAGGCUUACCAGAGGGGGAGGGACAGGUUUCGGCUGCCCACAGACAUGCUGAGCAUCAAACUCCCUGAGCUCUUCAACAUCCACCAGGUGCCACGAGUAUUUCAGGAGGAUGGCAUCAUAUCUGGCUACCGUCACCCCCACAGCUCUGCCUUGGACUGCAUUCUCAGCAGCUUCCAGAUGACCAAUGAGACAGUCAACAUCUGGACCCACUUCCUGCCCACAUGGUACUUCCUGUGGCGGUUCAGCGUCCUUUGCUCCUCCCUGGACUUCCUGUCAGAGAGCUACACCUGGCCUCUGCUGGUCUACAUGCUGCUGAUCUGCCUGUACCCCUUCACCUCCAGCUGUGCCCACAUCUUCAGCACUAUGUCCGCCGAGUCUCGUCACAUCUGCUACUUCUUUGACUACGGCGCUCUCAGCCUUUACAGCCUUGGUUGUGCCAUUAGCUACGGGUCCUACGUGAUUCCAGACUGUUGGGUUAACACUUGGCUUCACCGAAAUUUUGUGGUCAUUGCCAUCAGCAACACGCUGUUCUGCACCAGUCUGUCCUGCUACUCCAGGUUUCUUGAAUUGCAGUUCCCAUGCAAGAGUAAAGUUCUUCGUACGGCAGCAUUCGUAUAUCCUUUCAUCUUUGACAACAUCCCUCUCUUCCAUAGACUCUUACUAUGCUGUGGGGGCAGCUGCAGCCAUAACGAGGCCUUGCCCAGCUACCAUUACCACCUGAUGUUCGCCUUCCUCACCUGCUUCCUGUAUACCUCACAUCUCCCAGAGAGACUAGCUCCAGGCCGCUUUGACUACAUUGGCCACAGUCACCAGCUCUUUCACAUCUGUGCUGUGGUGGGCACACACUUCCAGAUGGAGGCGUUGCUGGCAGAUAUGACAUCACGCAGGGGCUGGAUGAUGACCCACUCGGCCAUUCCAUCCUUCCUGGGCAGUGUAGGUGCACUGGCCCUGGGGCUCCUGCUCAACAUGGGCCUCAUUGGCUUCUUCAGUGCCACAUUACUAUGGGCUCCCCAACACACAGCUCUACAGCACAGCACUAACAACCAGCAGUGCCCCAUUGACUGUAAGGAUAAGUAAUGGCUCUCACAUCAAUUGCCAACCAUUUGCCGCAUAGCCUGUGAAUUUGGGGUAAAUUCUUGAAUUGGUGCGGUGCUUGGAUCAGUCCAGUAGUUUCAAUAUCACUACCCUGCUAAUGCAAGGUUCUCUAGGAUUAUUUUGUCAGAAAAGGGUUUAUUUGUGUGUUUUAGUUUUAUACAAAGAGUAAAGAAGAAUGUUUUUCGAAGCACUUAAUAGCAAAACACACUCCUUCAAAACACAGGAUAGUAGAUCUCUGAUCUGUUUGUUUACUGUUUACCUUUAAUUUUUUAUUUUUUAUUUUUAUAAGCCUAUAGUUAUCAACAAUUUUAUUGUGUCUCGAUCCAAGUGGAUAGCCUAAAUUCACAGUCACUUUUGGAACAUAUUGACACCUUUGGAGACUUUGGGUUGAAUGAAGCAGAUUUAGCAGAGUAAAGCACAUAACUAGCAGUCCCUGAGAGGAAAAAUGGCAACAGUUUGCUCUAUUGCCUAACUCAUAACAGGGAUUUUAUAUUUGUAUCCAAGUAUCCUACCAAGUUAACACCACUGAUGUUACUUCUAUAAUAGUUUUAAGCCCUUAAUAAAUAACUAUAUUGUUAUCCUUAUAAAUAUAAUUCAGGAAUGUCCAAGUAAAUUUUUUGCUUCACAACUAUUGAGAAAUACGAGUUAUGUACUAAACUGCCUGCCAUGUUUAACAGUUAACUGCAUUUUUGUGUCAUAUUUCUCAUCUCACCAUUCUCUCCCAUUCACCAUUAACCCAGUUGGACAUUGGCAGUUAUAUUGGCAAAUCAUUUAUUAUACUUAAAGUAUCAAUGCUCAGUUGAAUGCUCAGUUUGAAUGCUUAAACCAGAGUUCUGUAAAAACAACCACCAAAGACCACAACCUAUUAUGCCCGUCACUGAACGAUGAGUGCCUUUUUAUUGUCAUUUGAAAUGACAACAUUUCUUAUGUUACCUUUACAAGAACUUUACAGUGUGAAUAUUUUUUCAUGGGGGUUUCUAUAGAAAAGAAAUACCUGGGUGAAAGUCAGUCAAAUGAUUCUAAAACACUGUUUUCCAGAAAAUUUUGAGACUUUAAGAAACAGUUAUUCUUGCUGUGCACUCCAUUCAUACAAAUCAUGUAAGACCAAGGGGGUUGAUUUUUGCAAUCAGGGACAUUUCUUAUGGGAUUAAUUGUAGCUAAUUCUAAUUUCCUUGGAAUGUACUGUAUAUGUAAAAUGAAAAUAGCAAAAAAAAAAAAAAAUUAUAUAUAUAUAUAUAUAUAUAUAUAUAUAUAUAUA
This is a messenger RNA of Anguilla anguilla (European eel), 2945 nucleotides long. It is a transcript of the gene paqr6, whose product is annotated as progestin and adipoQ receptor family member VI. The transcript is spliced from 8 exons. The record is from RefSeq and is a predicted model, not a curated record. Gene Ontology annotation, molecular function: signaling receptor activity. Bases 497 to 1669 code for a protein of 390 amino acids. Gene Ontology annotation, cellular component: membrane. NCBI's taxonomy places the organism in Eukaryota, Metazoa, Chordata, Actinopteri, Anguilliformes, Anguillidae.